CUGAAUGACUCCGCCUGCUUGGAGUGUUUCGAGCGGCCGGCAAAGGCAAGUGGCAAGUCGGGUUCAAAUUUAAAUUUUCAUAUGUUUCAGUGCUGGCACGAUAAUCGUGGCGGACGGCGGUGUGUUUCCUUGUGCGCUUUCUGCCUAGUUGCGGCAGAGGAAAGUUGUGGCAGAAGUCAAGAAAAAGUGUGUGAAAUUUCAUUGAUUGCCAAAUCUAUCGAGGCGAGUGGGAUUGCUGCAAAAUAUUUCAUGAUAGUUACACUUAGUUCAAUGUACUUCAACCGGAAGGGUAGAUAGUAUUAGCUCUACUACCGUUCAGAACCCUAAUUGACACGAUGGCGACCAAGACGAAUGGCGUCGAAGAGGCGAUCGCGUUAGAAGCGAUAGCUGCCCCCAGAGUGGGUUGCUGCAGGCGGAUAUCCAAGUUUAUCACCGUAUACUGGCGGGCGUUGCUGGUUGUUCUUGCUCCAAUCAUCGCGGCAGGAGUUUUCUUCAUUGAUACGUCACCUGCCUACCGAUGUAUGUACGUAGUGUUGAUCAUGUCGAUGUACUGGGUGACGGAAGCUUUGCCUCUGCCAAUUACGUCAAUGUUGCCGAUCGUACUAUUUCCGGUUCUCGGGGUGUUGAGCACCGACCGGACUACCAUGAUGUACAUGAAGGAAACCAUGCUGAUGUUUAUCGGUGGUAUCAUCAUUGCCCUAGCGGUCGAGUACUGCAAUCUACACAAAAGGGUGGCGCUGAAAGUUAUAUCGAUCAUUGGAUGCAGUCAGAGAAGAUUGAAUUUCGGUCUGAUCGCAGUUACGAUGUUCAUCUCGAUGUGGAUCUCGAACACGGCUGCGGUUGCAAUGAUGUGUCCGAUUAUGCAGGCUGUGCUGGAAGAGCUGGAAUCGCAAGGGCUGUGUGAAAUGUAUGUUCGACCAAAGAAGUCCAGUGAGGAGGAAGGAAUGCUUGGCAAAGAUAAAAAGGAGUCAGAUGAACCUCUGAAACCUUCCAAGAUAACAACCUGCUACUUCGUCGGAGCUGCUUAUGCGUCAUCUCUUGGUGGUUGCGGUACGAUCGUUGGAUCAGGAACCAAUUUGACCUUCAAAGGCAUCUACGAAAGUCGUUUUCCUAACGCUCCUGGCAUUGAUUUUCCUAGAUACAUGUUCUACAACGUUCCCGGUAUGCUGAUUUACACGUAUCUCACCUGGGUAUAUCUGCAGUGGGUUUUCAUGGGAAUGUUCAGACCAAACAGCCCUGAAGCCAAAGCAGCUGAGAUUGGCAAAGAAGGCGAAGCUGUGGCUCGUCGUGUAAUUGAGACCCGUUAUAAUGAACUUGGUCCAAUGUCGUCCCACGAGAAGAGUGUCGCAUUUCUGUUCGUGCUUUCUGUAGUAUUGUUCUUCCUGCGAGAGCCUGGAUUUAUUACGGGAUGGGCCGAUCUACUGCCAGGCGUGAAAAUCAAGGACGCCACUCCGGCUAUAUUCGUCGUCAUGAUGCUAUUCGUAGUUCCUGCAAACUGGCGUUGUUUGAAAUUUUUCAGAAGGAAUCCUGGUCGCCUCCCAAGUGAACCCACCCCUGCUCUAAUUACCUGGAAAUUCAUUCACCAGAAAGUACCAUGGAGUCUUAUCUUCCUGCUGGGUGGUGGUUUUGCGCUGGCUGAAGGUGGUCGUGUUUCCGGAAUGUCUGCGCUGCUGGGCCAAUCGCUAUCCGGAUUGAAAACGCUGCCACCGCUAGUACUGCUGUUCGUAGUAUGCCUCACCGCUUCAACACUGACUGAGUUCACCUCCAAUGUGGCAAUUUGUAAUAUCAUGCUGCCGGUGUUGGCAGAAAUGGCUAUCGCGAUCGAGAUUCACCCGCUGUAUCUGAUGCUGCCGGCGCAAUUAUGUUGCAGUUUCGCCUUCCAUAUGCCCGUGGGAACCCCGCCGAAUGCCAUCGUAGCCGGAGUGGGCAACAUUCAAACCAAGGAUAUGGCCAUUGCUGGUAUUGGGCCAUCGAUCUUCACACUGUUUGUGGUUUGGGCCAGCUUUCCGACCUGGGGAGCUGUUGUGUAUCCAGAACUAACCAGCUUCCCGGAUUGGGCACGACCAACAAACAUGACGAUACACUAGACGAAUAUUUUAAAGGUGGCUUUUCGGAGACUUAAACGUUGAGUAGGAACCAAAAUUUGUGCCAAAACGUCUGGUUUUAAGUGCGCAGUGUGCGGGUGCGCAAGCUUUCAGGAUAGGUUUAAUAGAAGGGUUAUUAGAGAAAGGGCAAAUGUUAAAACAUUUUGCAUUUCACACGAUAAAAAGCCCUCAUUUUUCGCAGAUAAGCAAUAAAGAAGAAUGGUUUAAGUUUUCAAUAAAGGAUGUUAGAAGACCUGAAGUUGAAUAUGUGGCUGUGGCAAAUGAAUCCAUUCAAACGAUAUUCAGUGGAAAUUAAUUCUACCUAGGUAAAUAUGCAUAUCUAAUCCACUGAUUUUUUUCUAAUGUUUCAGCCAACGAUGGUAUUAAAAUUAGAAAGAAAAGCAUUUAACUUGAAUGUUGGUGUUGGUUGAGUUUUGUUUCUGAAAUUACAAGUUCAGUCUAUUUACUAUUGAUGAUUAUAAUUUUGACCAUUCGCAAUUCUGCGUGCGAAAUAGAGCAGUCUUCCAAUAGCAAAAAUCAGUACUAAGAGCUCAUAGAUUUUAACAAGAACAAUUACAGAUAAAACGAAACAACACGAUUAGUUGAAACGAAGUACAUUAAGAAUAGCACAGAUUUUGUAAUUUGUUUUAGUGCAUCAAUCUGGAUGACAUAUGUUGGUAGGACAAUAUUUGACAGAGAUUUAAUUUAAUUAAAUAAAAUACAAAAAUUA
Topomyia yanbarensis is the source of this 2814-nucleotide messenger RNA. It is a transcript of the gene Indy, whose product is annotated as protein I'm not dead yet. The transcript is spliced from 9 exons. The record is from RefSeq and is a predicted model, not a curated record. Bases 336 to 2087 code for a protein of 583 amino acids. Lineage: Eukaryota; Metazoa; Arthropoda; Insecta; Diptera; Culicidae. Gene Ontology annotation, molecular function: citrate transmembrane transporter activity; succinate transmembrane transporter activity. Gene Ontology annotation, biological process: citrate transport; monoatomic anion transmembrane transport. Gene Ontology annotation, cellular component: membrane.